Sphenostylis stenocarpa is the source of this 1629-nucleotide messenger RNA. NCBI's taxonomy places the organism in Eukaryota, Viridiplantae, Streptophyta, Magnoliopsida, Fabales, Fabaceae. The record is from the annotation of a GenBank genome assembly.
AUGAUGAUGGUUAGCCUUGUUGAGUUCAAAACUGUGGAGUCCUUAAGCCUAACCCUCAAGAACGCACUCUCUAGAUUGAUUGAACAAUGCAAGAACCUGAAAGAGCUCAAAAAAAUUCAUACCCAGAUCUUGAAGUCCCCAACUUUACACACAGGUGACCAAUAUUAUCUCACUACCCGUCUCCUAUUCUUUUGCUCUUUUUCGAAUUAUGGUUCUUUCAGUUACGCCGCCAAUGUCUUUCACAUGAUCCAGAACCCUGAUCUUCGCGUCUACAACAUCAUGAUCAGAGCAUACACAAGCGUGGAGGGAGGUGAUGACACUCAUUAUUGCAAGGCUUUGAUGCUGUAUAAACAAAUGUUUUCCAAAGAUAUUAUGCCCAAUUGCCUCACUUUCCCAUUCCUUUUAAAGGGUUGCACUAGGUGGCUGGAUGGUGCUACUGGCCAAGUAAUUCAUGCCCAAGUGAUAAAGUUUGGAUAUUUGAAGGAUGUUUUUGUUGGCAAUUCUUUGAUCAGCUUGUACAUGGCUUAUGGGUUGUUGAACAACGCCACCAACAUGUUUGAUGAAAUGUUGGUUACAGACGUUGUCACUUGGAACUCAAUGGUUAUUGGGUGUUUGAGAAAUGGAAGACUUGACAUGGCAAUGGACUUGUUUAGGAAGAUGAAUGGGAGGAAUAUCAUCACUUGGAAUUCCAUUAUUACAGGGUUGGCUCAGGGAGGGAGGGCAAAGGAGUCACUUGAGCUUUUCCAUGAAAUGCAGCUUCUGGGUGGUGAUAUGGUUAAACCUGAUAAGAUUACAAUAGCUAGUGCCCUUUCAGCUUGUGCUCAACUUGGUGCCAUAGACCAUGGGAUAUGGGUGCAUGGUUAUCUGAGAAGAAACGGCAUAGAAUGUGAUGCGGUAAUUGGAACAGCACUUGUCAAUAUGUUUGGCAAGUGUGGGGAUGUGCAGAAAGCAUUUGAAAUCUUCAAAGAGAUACCUGAGAAGGAUGCUUCGGCAUGGACAGCAAUGAUUUCGGUGUUUGCUGUUCAUGGAUUAGGUUGGAAGGCUUUUGAUUGCUUUUUAGAGAUGGAAAGAGCUGGAGUAAAGCCAAACCAUGUGACAUUUGUUGGAUUACUGUCAGCUUGUGCUCAUUCUGGUUUGGUAGAACAGGGUCGCUGGUGCUUUGAGGUAAUGAAACGUGUUUACUCAAUUGAACCACAAGUUUAUCACUAUGCUUGCAUGGUUGAUAUUCUUAGUCGAGCCAGGUUGUUUGAUGAGUCAGAGAUUCUCAUAAGAAGCAUGCCGAUGAAGCCGGAUGUUUAUGUCUGGGGUGCAUUACUUGGAGGUUGUCAAAUGCAUGGGAAUGUAGAAUUAGGAGAAAAGGUAGCUCUUCAUUUGAUAGACUUGGAACCACAUAAUCAUGCUUUCUAUGUUAACUUGUGUGAUAUAUAUGCCAAAGCUGGCAGCUUUGGUGCUGCCAAAAGAAUUAGGAAUUUUAUGAAAGAAAGAGACAUAGAAAAGAAAAUCCCGGGUUGUAGCAUGAUUGAAAUCAAUGGAGAAGUUCAAGAAUUCUCAGCUGGAGUAUCUUCUGAAUUUCCCAUGAAAGAACUAGUGCUGGUCUUAAAUAGAUUAAGUAAUGAGAUGAAAAUAUGA